AUGGCUUCUUCUGGUAACUCGGUCUCUCGCAUUCUUACUCACCCCAACGGGCAAACCACACACGUUGUAGUGGAUGAUUACACCGAUCCGUGGACAAAGCCCGAAACGAUUCUUUUACAAGGAGGCUUUGCUCGACAUUCUACGGUUUGGUAUCAUUGGGUGCCGUUGCUAGCCGGAAAAUACCGGGUCAUCAGACGUGACACCCGAGGACAUGGAAAAUCGUCCACUCCAAAGCCUGAUGAACAGUACGAAUAUACACUUGACACAAUACUGGGGGAAAUAGUGGACACAUUGGAUCAACUCGGUGUGGAAAAGGUACAUUUACUCGGAGAAAGCACUUCUGGGAUGCUCGGCGAAGCAUUUGCUGUGAAAUACUCAGAGCGACUGCAUACUUUAACAAUCUGCUCCAGUCCGCCUUACCUCCCUCCCGCAGCAUUGGAGCUCUUCGCCUUCGACCAUCCAAGUUGGCCGGAAGCCUGUCGCAAACUCGGAUCGCGAGGCUGGGGCGAACAUUUGGCUCGUGUACCAGGAACACUGGCCGCCUCAGGCUCGGCUUACGAGGAGUGGUGGUUAUCCCAGAUCGCUGUCAACUCCGGUGAGGGCCUGGCAGGAUAUGCCAAUUUUCUGUCCUCUUUGGAUAUACGACCAAUAUUAUCUCAGAUAUCGGUCCCGGUAUUGAUUCUUGCUCCAGCAAAUAGCGCAGCAACUCGUUUAGAAGACCAGCUUGCGAUCGCGAGGGAGAUACCACGGUCAAAAUUAGUAAUAAUCCAUGGGCGUGGGCAUGAAAUAUAUUCCGAUUGCGCAGAAGACUGCACCAAUGCCCUCUUGAAGUUUUUGUCUGAGUUUCACCGGGGACUAGACUAG
This is a messenger RNA of Talaromyces marneffei, 864 nucleotides long. RefSeq lists its product as uncharacterized. Lineage: Eukaryota; Fungi; Ascomycota; Eurotiomycetes; Eurotiales; Trichocomaceae. The transcript has a single exon. The record is from RefSeq and is a predicted model, not a curated record. Bases 1 to 864 code for a protein of 287 amino acids.